AUGGAAAACUUCUCUAGUGAUGCUCGCGCGCAAUUCCCGUCGCAUCAUGAGCCCCGAGUAUGGUUGAUCACCGCGGGGGACUCGCCGAUCGGUCUCUCUGUCGCACGGCAAGUCCUCGCACAUGGAGACUAUGCGUUCCUCGGUCUGGCACAUACAGCUUUAGAGCGCGAUGAGCGUCGCCGCAUGGAAUUUGAUGCCUUUCUCGCCGAGGUAGCAGGACAUCAUGCUGAUGGGUGGGCACAACGCAUGAAGACCGUUCCGCUAGAUAUCCGAAUGAUGGGAGAAUGCCAAGCUGUCAUGGCAGAUGCAGUUGCAACAUUCGGAAGGGUUGAUAUACUUCUUUCCUGCACAAGUCAAACCCUCAUUGGCACAGUUGAAGAACUCGCUGCUUCAACUCAGACGCAGAACCUUGUGCGCGAUCAAUUCGAAAUCAACUACUUCGGUCCUCUGAACAUCAUCAAGGCCGCGCUUCCACACAUGCGAAAAGAGCGAUCGGGUCAUGUCAUGAUCAUAUCAGGAAUCACGGCGCAUAUUGGUACACCUGGACUAGGAAUGUAUUGCGCAGCAGGCUGGGCCCUCGAAGGAUUCUGCGACAGUCUGGCGUACGAAAUAGCACCAUUCAACGUCAAACUCACUAUUUUCCAAUGCAGCAUCGAGAUCGGCAUUCUCACCAAUCUAGUCACCAGCGUCCCUCCAAUCUUUCCCGCCUAUUCACCCGCCAACAACCAAGCUCCUCUCUUCCGCGGUAUUCUGAAUCAUCUGAUCCCUCAACUUCCUGACGCCGCUGCGGCAAAUGCUAGCCCAGCUACUCCCAGCAAAGUGCAUGAUGAAAGUAGCCGAGUGAGCUCCAUUGAGAACGGCCCAUUCUCUGCGCCGGAGGUCGUCUCCAUGCAUCCACCUUUGAGCUCCGCGCAUCUCGAAGUACUAGUUGAGGAAACAGUAUAUGCCAUUACUUCCAUCGGUGGGCAUGAGAAUCCUCCAUCUCGUCAUAUCGUCGGGCAGGAAGGUGUUGCUAGUGUGAAGGAAAAGCUCAAGACUGUGAGUGAAGAGCUCGAGGAUUUCAUCCAGGCUAGCUUUGCUGUCGAUGUAGCUGCGGAUUCAGAUCCGAUGCCUCCCAUGUCUGAGAUGCAUGGAGGUUUCUAG
Molecule: messenger RNA, 1143 nt
Organism: Penicillium brevicompactum
Lineage: Eukaryota; Fungi; Ascomycota; Eurotiomycetes; Eurotiales; Aspergillaceae
Product: short chain dehydrogenase/reductase family protein
Exons: 5
Coding region: 1-1143 (380 amino acids)
Source: RefSeq, a predicted model, not a curated record